Messenger RNA from Perognathus longimembris pacificus (Pacific pocket mouse), 2558 nucleotides. It is a transcript of the gene Vps37c, whose product is annotated as VPS37C subunit of ESCRT-I. Gene Ontology annotation, biological process: protein targeting to membrane; protein targeting to vacuole; ubiquitin-dependent protein catabolic process via the multivesicular body sorting pathway. Lineage: Eukaryota; Metazoa; Chordata; Mammalia; Rodentia; Heteromyidae. Bases 229 to 1302 code for a protein of 357 amino acids. Gene Ontology annotation, cellular component: ESCRT I complex. The record is from RefSeq and is a predicted model, not a curated record. The transcript is spliced from 5 exons.
GUUCCGGGCGGCGGCGGGGGCGAGCGUGUGUGGGCCGGCGUCGUGGCAACCCCUAGACCCCGGGCACGAGGCGGGGGUCCCCGACGGGACGCUGACGAGCAGCGUGCCCCCGCUCCCAGCCCGGACGUGGGAGGAGUGUCACAUCCGGCGGGGGCGGGCCUCGCGGAUCCCGGAAGUGUGGGCGCGGUCGCGGUUUUCCCGCGGUGGCGGCGGCCCGGAGUAGGAACGAUGGAGACGCUGAAGGAUAAGACCCUGCAGGAACUGGAGGAAAUGCAGAAUGACCAGGAGGCCAUUGAGCGGCUCGCCCUGGAGUCCCCCGAGGUCCAAGACCUGCAGCUGGAGCGGGAGAUGGCUCUGGCCACCAACCGGAGCCUGGCCGAGCAGAACCUGGAGUUCCAGGGUCCCCUGGAGAUCAGCCGCUCCAACCUCUCAGACAAAUACCAGGAGCUGCGGAAGCUGGUGGAGCGGUGCCAGGAGCAGAAGGCCAAGCUGGAGAAAUUCUCCUCGGCACUGCAGCCAGGAACCUUGCUGGACCUUCUGCAGAUCGAAGGCAUGAAGAUCGAGGAGGAGUCUGAGGCCAUGGCGGAGAAGUUCCUGGAGGGCGAGGUGCCCUUGGAGACGUUUCUGGAGGCCUUCUCCUCUAUGAGGAUGCUGUCCCACCUGCGCCGGGUCCGCGUGGAGAAGCUGCAGGAGGUGGUGAGGAGGCCCCGGGCGCCCCCAGAGCCCGCCGCCCGGGAGGCUCCUCCACCUCGCCCGCCACCCCCGCCCCCACGCCCCGCUCCCCCGGCCACGCCCCCCGUGGGUGAGGAGCCACCCCCACAGCCGCCAGUCAUUGUGCCUCCCUACCCUUUGCCCUAUAGCCCGACCCCCAACCUGCCCAUAGGCCCCACAGCCCAGGGACCCCUGCAGCCGGCCCCUUUCCCCGUGGUGGCCCAGCCCUCCUCCUAUGGCGGGCCUCUGGGUCCCCCUUAUCCGUCAGCCCAGCCGGGACCCAGGGCCGGUGCAGGCUUCUCCUGGUCUCCACAGAGAAGCAUACCGCCUAGGCCUGGCUAUCCCGUGGCCCCGACUCGUGCCUCUGGGCCCGGGUACCCCCUGGGGGGCCAGGCCUCCAGUCCUGGCUAUCCCCAGCAGCCCUCGUACCUCCCCCCGGGAGGGAAGCCUCCCUACCCAACACAGCCCCAACUCCCAGGCUUCCCAGGACUUCCACAGCCCUCGGUGCCCCCCCAGCCUCCAUAUCCGCCCGGACCCACUCCCCCCUAUGGCUUCUCACCACCCCCAGGGCCUGCCUGGCCUGGGUAUUAGCUCAGUCCUGGUCCGGGCCCCUCCUCCUCCCACCCGUGUCACAGCCUCUGGCCCGCCAUCGCCGAGAUUCGGGGUCCCAUUGGAAGAGGCGUCAGUGCUCCCAGUGGACUGGGUAGGCACCUGGAGGCCUUAGAGCGCUCAUCCGGGAGCUUGCCGGCUUCUCGGGCGAGUAUGUGUGUGUGUGAGCAUGUGCAGGUCACACCUGCUCCCAAGGACAUCUUAGCUGAGUGCACAGCGCACUUGGUGACAGAGCGGCUCUGGGUCUCUGGCCUCUGCUUCCCCUCUCCCCCCCUUCCCCGGGGGAUUUGGCAUCCUGGAUGUGGAGGCCACGCCCCGGCUGCAGUGCCUGGCGUCUGUCGUGUCGGGGGCACGCCGCCCCAGUACCCUAGCCAGGACUGGGUGGGGGAGCGCAGGGGAGCCACGCAGUGACUCGAAGUCCUCUAAAGCCAUAACUGACGGUGACAGGCCAGCAGACAGGCGUGUCCUGUGAACUAGUGUGAGUGCCAGUGGCACCAGUUUAGUGAGAGGGCUGGGAAGGGUGAAGGCUGAUACCCCGGCCUCCAGGGGUCACCUCCCACCCGCUCUGUCCCUGGGGCCGUCCACUUCCGGUUGGCUUUUCCAGAGGCUCAGCCGUCCACUCUUUUAGUGCCUUGACUCUCAUUUGCAAGCAGCCCCCUCUGUCUCUCCUCCCACCCCCCAGAAUUCUCCUGUAACCCCAAUGUCCCUGCAAGAUAGAUGUCAAGAGUGGUGCUCUCCAAACGCCAUCACUGCAGGGGUUGAUGUCUGUCUUCUGGAUAUGAGGGGCAGGGACUGGGACUGUGUCUCAGGCGCCCCUGGGGGCCACAGCAUGGUGAGCAAUAAACGUGGCCACGUGGACCAGAGGGGCCGCGAAGACGAGUCGUCCACUGGGCUGUACAGAUGCGAACCGGGUCUCAGGCAGACCGCAGAGCUGCUACAGGUUAGGAAGUCGUAUGUGCCUUGAAACGGCCAUCACCCAAGCACCCAGCCUCUGGUGGGCCUGGGGCUGACGGGGCCGAGGAGGAAGCCGACCUCCGGGUGCCUGCCCCCGCUGCCCCGCUUGCCGGGCGGUGUGCAUGAUGCUAGCCGAGCACCGCCCGCCCCUCACCAACUGUGCUUGCUUCUGUGUUAUUUAUAAGGAACUCCCGCCUGGCAUCUGUGCGAGUGCUCUUGAAGCGGAUGGACGAUUGAUUGCCUGUAUGUUUGUGUAAUUAAUUGCCAUAAUAAACUUGGAUGAG